AUGCUUACUAAAGUUUUAAGUGUUGUUGUUAUAAUCGCUGUUUUAUUAAAGAAAGUUGAUUUGAAAUCAUUAUCCUGGUGUGAUCCAAAAUUAUGUCCACUUGGUAUUCAACAUAUUGCCUGUAACAAUUCGGGGGCCUUUAACGAACGCUGCGAACCCGAUGCCAAAAUUAUAGACCUACGACCACAUCGCAAAUUUAUUCUCCAUGAACACAAUAAAAGACGUAACUUUAUAGCGUCGGGUAAGCUGCCUGGCUAUUAUCCAGCUGCCAAAAUGGCGUCACUGCAAUGGGAUGAUGAAUUGGCGUUUUUGGCCGAAAUGAAUGUGAGAACGUGUGUGGUUGAGCAUGAAGAAUGUAAGAAUUCCUAUCGUUUUCGUAAUAUCGGACAAAAUCUAGUGGGUAUUGAUAGGCCACGCCAUAUAAAAGCCAAUAUACAAGAGGUUAUACAAAGAGGUAUGUCGCUGUGGUUUGGGGAACACACCCUAAUCAAUAGUAAUUAUAUAAUGAAAUUCAAAGCUGACACAAACUUUGAACAAUACGGUCACUUUGCUGAGUUUGUCCUGGAUCGUAAUACCCAUGUCGGCUGUGCCAUGCUGCGCUAUACCCAUCCCGUGUAUACAUUUUUACACAUUUACAAUACGGCCUGUAAUUAUGCCAGUAUUUAUGCUUUAGAUGUGCCAGUAUAUAGAGUAGGAAAACCUGCCUCUAUGUGCACCACAGGAGAACAUCCUCAAUAUCCUGCUUUGUGUUCAAUAAAUGAACCGUUUAAUCCUAAUUAUGACUGAGAGUAUAUUAGACU
Calliphora vicina (urban bluebottle blowfly) is the source of this 800-nucleotide messenger RNA. Its product is annotated as antigen 5 like allergen Cul n 1-like. The record is from RefSeq and is a predicted model, not a curated record. NCBI's taxonomy places the organism in Eukaryota, Metazoa, Arthropoda, Insecta, Diptera, Calliphoridae. The transcript has 3 exons. Bases 1 to 786 code for a protein of 261 amino acids.